Leptinotarsa decemlineata (Colorado potato beetle) is the source of this 1280-nucleotide messenger RNA. RefSeq names its product Nitrogen permease regulator-like 2 (gene Nprl2). Gene Ontology annotation, cellular component: GATOR1 complex; vacuolar membrane. The record is from RefSeq and is a predicted model, not a curated record. Gene Ontology annotation, biological process: cellular response to amino acid starvation; positive regulation of autophagy; negative regulation of TORC1 signaling. NCBI's taxonomy places the organism in Eukaryota, Metazoa, Arthropoda, Insecta, Coleoptera, Chrysomelidae. Gene Ontology annotation, molecular function: GTPase activator activity.
AGAGAAGACAUUUCUUGAGUCGAAGGUCAAUGUCAAUUAACAGUUUGAAAUUUAUAUUUUGAGAUCUGUUUUGUGUUUUUUUACAAAAAUGAAUAUUAAAUCCUCGCUUAAAGCUCACAUGGAAUUCAGUGGAAAGGAAGGACCAAUACGCUGUAUAUUUUUUUGUGAAUUUCACCCAAUAGCAGGACCUAUUAUAUCUUGUCAGGUUCCAGAAAAUUAUAUUUCCAAGGAGUUAUUCGAUAGCAUAAGUGUGUAUAUCAUUACAAAAGCAGAACUGCAGAAGAGUACUAUAACUGUAACUUUGCAAGACCACAAAAUUCUGGGUUUUCCGGUCCGCAUUGAUGACAAGAAGUAUGCGAGAAAUGCCUUUUACUUCAAUUUAUGCUUUGUAUGUGACAGCUAUGCAAGAACCGUUCAGUACGAGUCAGUGGUAACUAAACUCUCUGAUUACCUAAUGGCCAUGGAGAUUGAGAGCAGUUUUCUAUCUGGAGGGAAUGCAAGCUCAAAGCUCGCUCCUAUUUUAACACAGGUUAUGGAAGAACUCAAUGCCAGAGGAGAAUGUGCCCUAACACAAGGACCUACAGCCACACACUUGAAAGUUUGUCGGAUUAGAUUAGACCCGUCCCCUGUCAUGGAUCAUCAAGUUCCUGUCUUCAUAAAAGAUUUACCAGAGCAGCAGUGGGACCUCACCACACAGCAAGUAACUCCCUACAUAGAUGGUUUCAAUCAUGUUGUUCGAAUAGCUGUCCUUUCUGAUGUCGAAAAUAAUUUGGUGAAAGCAUGUGUCCAAAAUUUGGUUUACUAUGAAGUAGUGGCUUUAGUUCCGUUAUUUCAGUACGGAAAUGUCUAUUGCGCUACUCCAAAAUUGAAAGUUCUGGCCCAAGACCCGGAACUGCAGAGGAGAUGCUUGAACUUUGUGGCCAAAUCAAGGCGCCAACUUCCCACAGUAAGAGAUGUGUUUAGGUUAUAUUCCUCUAUGACAAGAGGAACUACGAUAAGAGAUCUGUGUAUUCGAUAUAAUACACAAAAUUUGAGAAUCAAUGAACGAAAAUUGGUUCAGUUUGGAGUGCUAGAGAAACUAAUACGACGGGUUCACAAAUAUCCAGUGAUACUAAGUGAUCAGCCUGACUUGCAGAAAAGCCUUAGUGGAUUGUUGAGUUUAGAUGAACUUUGUUGUUCAAUUGGAGUUACGUCGCAGCAGUUAGAAGAUCAAUUGGAAAUUGAUCACAAUGUUGUGCUGUUGUACAAAUAAAUAAUGAAGCCAUUCUUGAUGAAGAAAA